AUGGCGUCGCAGCCGUUCCUACAGACCUCCAGCGUCCGAUCUAGUGUCGAUGUAGACACAAGCUCAGGAGGCAUUGGCAUGUCCAAUUACGCUGAAGAGAAACUCAAAUGCGCCGAGUUUCUGCUACAUUAUACGUCAAAUCUAGACGACUCUGCGCUAGGUCCCAAGUACGCGCGUAUGAUGCAAGAGGUUGCAAAUCGAGAACGGACGUCGAUUCCUAUUUCCUUGGACGAUGUGCAAAUCUUUGAUAAAGAUGACGCGAAUUUUGUAAGCCGCAUCGUGCGCAAUGCUCGACGAUAUAUUUCACUUUUUUCGGACGCUGUUGACGAGAAUUUGCCACCUCCGACACGGGACAUUUCUGAUUUUCAAGAUGUGUUGGAUGUACUACGGAUUUCUCGUGCUCAGGAGAUGGCACAACAGCGACAGAUUAAUGAUAGUGAAAUUGAUAGCCGUCAAUCGACGGCGACUGGAAAUGCUGCUGACAUCUUUCCUCCUGCUUUAAUGCGGCGCUUUGAAGUUCAUUUGAUUCCUGGUGUCAAGUUGAAAGCUGUACCAAUUCGACACGUGAAGGCGGCAAAGGUUGGAGCUCUUGUUCGCAUUAAGGGAAUGGUGACUCGUGUGUCGACCGUGAAGCCGCUGUUGACGGUAGCGACGUACACGUGCGAAGCUUGUGCUUAUGAAGUGUAUCAGGAGGUAAAGUCUCGACAGUUUAAUCCCGUGACUCAGUGUCCAAGUGAACGCUGUCAAACGAACAAGGACCGGGGCCGCUUGAUUAUGCAAACAAAAGCUUCCAAAUUUGACAAAUAUCAGGAAGUUAAGUUUCAGGAACUUCCUGAUCAAGUGCCGAUGGGACACAUCCCUCGAUCUCUUACCGUGUAUUUGCGUGGUGAACUCACUCGAACGUGUGAGCCCGGUGCUCUGGUUACAAUCUGCGGUGUGUUCUUACCACUGCCGUACUCACCGCAACGGCAAAUGCAAAUGGGACUUGUCACGGAAACCUAUUUGGAGGCAACCGAUGUUGUAAAUCACAAAAAACGGUACUCUGCUAUGGAAUCGUCCGAAGCAAUGGAAAGUGCCGUGUUGCGGUUGCAGGAAGGCUCCGAGAAUGUGUAUGAGGUGCUAUCGCAAUCGCUGGCGCCUGAAAUUUAUGGCCACGAAGACGUGAAGAAAGCGCUAUUGUUGCUGCUGAUAGGUGGUGUUACAAAGCGUAUGGAUGAGGGUAUGAAGUUGCGUGGUGAUUUGAAUAUGCUACUGAUGGGAGACCCUGGUGUUGCCAAGUCACAGCUACUCAAGCACAUUGCAACUGUGGCUCCGCGAGGCGUAUACACGACAGGUAAAGGUAGCUCUGGAGUGGGACUGACAGCUGCUGUGGUACGUGAUGCGACAACAAAGGAGAUGACUCUUGAAGGUGGUGCUCUUGUUUUAGCGGAUAUGGGAAUUUGCUGCAUCGAUGAAUUUGAUAAAAUGGAGGAGGGUGACAGAACGGCUAUUCAUGAGGUUAUGGAGCAGCAAACAGUAAGCAUUGCCAAGGCAGGCAUAACAACGACGCUUAACGCACGCUCAUCCGUGCUUGCAGCUGCGAACCCCAUAUACGGCCGCUACAACAAGAAGCUUAGCGCAUCGCAAAAUAUUAACCUUCCCAACGCGCUGUUGUCUCGUUUUGACCUCCUGUUUUUGUUGCUAGAUGUCGCCAACUACGAGAAAGAUGAAGCGCUUGCACGUCACGUUACUUAUGUGCACCGCUUUUCUCGUAAUCCGGAGAUGAAGUUUGAGCCUGUGCGACCUGAGGUGCUGCGUUACUUUAUUGCAAUUGCAAAGCAAUACCAACCUAGCAUCCCGGAGCACCUAUGCGGAUAUAUUGUGGAGGCCUAUGUGACAUUACGCCAGCAGGAUGCGAACGAACAUGCUCGUGAAAGACAGGAUCAGCAAUUUCGUCAACGUCAGUACGGUAAUGGAGGCGCUAAUGAUGCACAAACAGCGAUGACAGCUCGACAGCUACUGAGCAUAUUACGACUCUCCCAGGCACUUGCACGACUCCGUUUUUCCACUGAAGUUAUUCACCAGGAUGUUGACGAAGCCAUUCGACUAGUUUACGUGUCCAAGGCGUCAUUAUUAGAGCAAGAUGAUGUUGAUGGUGCUGGAAAUAAGGCCAAAGCAGGUACAACAAACAGCAGAGGUCGUAGCAGUGGGUCGUCUGACGCCACGUCAAAGAUUUUCCGUUUAUUGCUGGAAUUUGCCACUGAUCGCAAUUUAAAAGUUCUUGGAAUGAGUGAUUUGGAACCGGUCAUUUUGCGCAAGGGGUUUACUUCUCAGCAAUUGAACACUUGCAUUGAGUAUUACCAGAAAUUAGAAGUCAUGCAAUUGUCUAGCAAUGGUACUCGACUAACUCUAAUUUAA
Peronospora belbahrii is the source of this 2397-nucleotide messenger RNA. The record is from the annotation of a GenBank genome assembly. Lineage: Eukaryota; Oomycota; Peronosporomycetes; Peronosporales; Peronosporaceae.